This is a messenger RNA of Lottia gigantea (owl limpet), 519 nucleotides long. RefSeq lists its product as hypothetical. Lineage: Eukaryota; Metazoa; Mollusca; Gastropoda; Lottiidae. The record is from RefSeq and is a predicted model, not a curated record. The coding region runs from base 1 to 519 and encodes 172 amino acids. The transcript has a single exon.
AUGAAAUCUUGGGAUGAAAGAAAAUCAGUGGUAAAGGCUUUGGUUUCAAGUAUAGAAAUAAAACAAAGAAAGAUGCAGACAAACAAAAUAUCUUCGAUGUUUGAAUAUUGUCUUCGAAAACAGAUGUUCUGCUCAACGCUAGGUAUGGCUUCCAUUACCGAUUGGCUGACAUGUAAUACUGCUAAAGUGGAUGCUGCUGAUUCUGCGAAAGAAAUAACGAAAUAUCCAAAUGAGAAACACUGGAUAACAAAGGAAAUGUCUGAAGAAGCCGUCACUUUCGUAAAAGUUUGGUUACUGAAUGCCCCUUGUGUUGAAACACAUUACUGUCGCAAGGUGCCAGCAUACAAAGAGAAGCGUUUUCUGGAACCAGGCACAAAGGUCAUUAACUUAUUCGAAAGAUAUCAGCAUGAUGCCAACGAGGCUUCCAAGAGAGCUGUUGGUUUUACCUAUUUUAAGAAGAGUUUUGCUGAUUUAAAAAUGUCUAUUUUUAUGCCAAGGAAAGAUGUGAUCCAUGCAUAG